GAGUCUCGAGCUCUUUCACGCGACAGAGCAUCCAAUGAAUUCACCUGAAAUCUUUCAGCGACUCUUAUUGUUGAUUCUGCUAUUUUAUUUAGAUACACAUAGGAUAUUACACUUCACUGAUUGAUCUCGUUGUGUUAGUGUGAGAAAGAUCAGGAAGAACAGAAAGAACGGAGGAGUUUUACUACAAUGAAGCGAAUAUUGAUCCUGAUGCUGCUCGCGCUCGGGCUGUCCUGCGUGCGCGCGCACAGAGUGAAUAAGCACAAGCCGUGGAUCGAAACAUCAUACCAUGGCAUCAUCACAGAAAACACAGAUGUGGUUCUGUUGGAUCCUCCUUUAGUGGCUCUAGACAAAGAUGCACCAGUUCCAUACGCAGGUGAAAUCUGUGGCUUUCACGUGCAGGGUCUCAGCGCUCCGUUCGUGGCCGUGGUCCUGAACAGCACGUCAGGAGAAGGCCAGCUGCGGGCACGGGGACCGGUCGACUGCGAGAGCCACAGAGACUUCACCUUCAUCAUUCAGGCACAUGACUGCGGCACGGGGCCGGAGGGACGCGGGGAGAAGAGAUCACACAAGGCUGCGGUGCAUGUGCAAGUGGGAGAUGUGAACGAGUUUCCCCCAGUGUUCGGUCAGCUGGAGUAUCACGGCUCGGUGGCGGAGGGGAAAGUGUUUGACAGUAUUCUGCAGGUUCAGGCGUCAGACCAGGACUGUUCUCCACAGUACAGCCAGAUCUGCAACUACCAGAUCACCUCUCACGACACGGCCUUCGCUAUAGACCGCAACGGUAACAUCAGGAACACAGAGAGUCUGAGCUUUGAUCAAAAGUCACAUUAUAAAAUCCGCGUGACAGCGUUCGACUGCGGUCAGAAGAGAGCGGCGCAGGACGCUGUCGUACACAUACAUGUGAAACCCGUCUGCAAGCCUGGAUGGCAGGGCUGGAACCAGCUUGUCGACUAUGAACCAGGAACUGGCAGUAAGCUGUUAUUUCCCAAGCUGCACCUGGAGACAUGUGAGGGAUCUGUGUCCUGGAUUAGGACCACAGUGGACCUGGAAAGCAGUGGUGAUGGAGGAGGCUGUGACAGACAGUCGUACUCUGAGAGAUCCUCACAGAAGCUCUGCGGAGCUUCAUCAGGCAGCACAGAUCUUCUUCCGGCCCCCAGCGGCAUUUUUAAUUGGACGGCGACUCUCGUGACGGAAAGCGGUCGGGAUAGUGACCUCACAUACCGGUUUGAUGGUCGUCAAGCUGCUAAGAUCCCAGACUGGGUCGUCCCGCAGAAUCUAACCGACCAGUUCACCAUAACAACAUGGAUGAAGCACGGGCCGAGUCCAGGACAGAGGGCUGAGAAAGAAACGCUGCUCUGCAACUCGGACAAAACCGAGAUGAACCGACACCAUUACUCUCUGUAUGUGCAUAACUGCAGGCUGGUGUUCCUGCUGAGGACGGACUACACACACACACACUCCUUCAGACCGGCUGAAUUCCACUGGAAAUUAGAGCAGAUCUGUGAUAAGGAGUGGCAUUAUUACGUCAUCGGCGUUGACUUCCCAGUGGUGACUCUAUAUGUGGACGGCGUGACCUAUGACCCUUACCUCGUGACAGAUGACUGGCCCAUCCACUCCUCUCAGAUUGACGUGCAGCUGACUGUAGGAGCCUGCUGGCAAGGUGGCGAGGUCUCUAAAGCUAAGUUCACACAGUAUUUCCGAGGCAGUUUGUCUGGACUGACGAUACGCUCGGGGAAGAUUGAAAGCCAGACGAUCAUCUCCUGCCUACAGGCCUGCAAAGAAGGGCUGGACAUCACUUUACUGGAAAGCCUCGGACCGAGGAUAAAGUUUCACUUGAAUCCCGCUCAGUCUCUGGUGGUGAUGGAGGGCGAGGAUCUGGAGCAGAUGAACGGCGCACUGAGGAAAGUUUCUUACAUCAACUCUCGGCAGUUUCCCAGUAUGGGAGCGCGUCACCUCCGGAUCUCAACGGCAGUGCAGUGUUUCGGAGAGGACGUGUGUAUUUCUGUCCCUGAUAUUGAGGCAGCUGUCAUGGUAAUGCAGCCCAGUGAACCACGAAUCACAAUCACUGGGGCGGAGCACCUGACGAUCCCCGCCUCCGACCUUGCCCUAGGCCUAUCCCUGUUCAGAGAUUUGCAUAUCAUCAGCACAGUUACAAAAAGUGACGAACCUACAAACACAGAUCACAGGUCAGUUGUAUUGAAGGAAUUCACACAUAAUCUGGACUAUUGUGACAUCAUGGUGUUGGGGGAGGAGUUAAAGGCGGGGCUAGAGAGUCUUGAACUGCAACACAGCGCCUUAUUGGGCAAACACCUGGAAUACGCCAACUCUAGCACCGGCAUGUCCAUAUAUGGUGUAGACUCUAUUUCUCACUACACAGAGGUGAUUCGACAGGUGCGUUAUCAGAGCCGCCAGGCUGUCGAUUCCGUCCGCACUUUCAGACUCACCUGUUCUGAGCUUAAUGGACGUUACACCAGUGAUCAGUAUACAUUACAGGUCAACAUCCUUCACAGUGAGGAAGCUGUGGAACAUGUCAAUCAUGACAUGGCCCCGCCCAAAUACAUGCAAAUUAUUCAUCCUAAAGUCAUAGAAUCUAACAACUACUACAGCUUAGUUGUGCCUGCCGUUGCUUCCGCAGUCGGUGUGGUGUGUAUCGCCGCCCUGCUGGUGGUGCUGCUGGGUGUUUACCGUCUUAACCAACCACUAAACAAAGACAACAUACACACACACACACUGCCAGAGAAACAAGCGGACUGUGACGGCUCCUCUCUCUCCAUCACUGUCAACCCACUGGAGAACUUUCCGGAGCUUCAGUCAGCAGAAGAAGUAACCGAGGAGGAAGAAGAUGAGGAAGAGGAAUGUGGUGUAUCAAGUACCGAAUCAGACAGCGAUGUAGAGGAAGCUACCACAUCUUUCAUACAUCAUCAAACCAGGAUUCAAUGGGGGAAAGCAACAUUACACUGCUGAAAACACGCUCAAAACACAACGCUUACCUGUAGCAUUGUAGUGGCCUGCAAUACAAGCGAGUUUACAUGCAAACAAACGAAAAGACUCGG
This is a messenger RNA of Rhinichthys klamathensis goyatoka, 3050 nucleotides long. RefSeq names its product calsyntenin 2b (gene clstn2b). Gene Ontology annotation, biological process: positive regulation of synapse assembly; positive regulation of synaptic transmission; homophilic cell-cell adhesion. NCBI's taxonomy places the organism in Eukaryota, Metazoa, Chordata, Actinopteri, Cypriniformes, Leuciscidae. The record is from RefSeq and is a predicted model, not a curated record. Gene Ontology annotation, cellular component: postsynaptic membrane; cell surface. The transcript has 17 exons. Gene Ontology annotation, molecular function: kinesin binding; amyloid-beta binding; X11-like protein binding. The coding region runs from base 187 to 2961 and encodes 924 amino acids.